AAAGGAGCGAACCAAAAACACUCACAAAAACAAAGUAAGAUAGAAAUAAAAAACCUUUGAGCUUUUAGGAGAGAGAAAAAUGGGGGCGGGAACUUCGACGAACUCCGAUAGCUGCUCUCAUGGCGGAAACGAUGAUCAAGCUAAUGGUGGACAACUCUAUGUUUCUCUUAAAAUGGAGAAUUAUAUUCUCAAUGGCGACCUUCUUCCUCAUAUUUUUGGUUCUGCUCCUUUAGUUGGUUCUUGGGAUUCUUCUAAAGCUCUGCCAUUGGAGCGUGAAUCGACUUCAAUUUGGGAAUUGAGCUUUGUUGUUCCUCCUAAUCAUGAAACAUUGGAUUUCAAGUUUUUAUUGAGGCCGAAAGAUAGUAAUAAUCCGUGUAUAAUCGAGGAAGGUCCGAACAGGAUACUAUCUGGAGGUAGGUUGGAGGGAGAUGCAAGGGCUGCAUUGUUUAGGUUGAAUGCUGAUGCUGUUUUAGAGUAUCGGGUUUGUAUUAAUGCUGAUAGAGUUUCGCCUUUUGAUCUCGCAUCGAGUUGGAGAGCUUACCAGAAGAACAUUCACUCUUCUGCUGUUCGUGGAAUUCCUGAUGUUAGCAUUAAUGCAAAGACAGGCAUUGAGAGUGGGUCUUCUACUACUUUGGAGCUUGAUCUUGAACAUUAUGUUGUUCCAUCUCCUGAAACAUCUGCAGUGUAUCCAGCUAAUAAGGCAGAAACGCCCAGGUACAUAGCUGCUAGCAAACUUAGCUCUGGAACUUCUUCACAAUUCUCAAAAACUGGUGAUACUGGCAGUCGGCCAAGCGAGCCUACAGUUAAUGAGGACAUAGAGGUAGGACUGCAAGAUCCUGCUAAAGUGUGCACAACUGCUGUGGUGGAAGAAAAACCAGCGAUGACUACUUCACCUUUGCAGAAACAGGAAUCUCCUAAGGGACUUUUUGUGGAUAGAGGGGUGGGGUCUCCUAGACUAGUCAAAUCAGCUAGUGCUGGUACUUUUGUUGAUGAUAUGAAACCUGGUUCAGAAAACAAGACUGCAAUGCCGGCAGCUGCCGGAGCAGUAGCUGCAGCAGCUGUAGCUGAUCAGAUGCUUGGCCCAAAGGAAGAUAGACAUUUAGCAAUUGUGCUGGUUGGUUUGCCUGCUCGAGGCAAGACCUUCACUGCUGCUAAAUUGACAAGAUAUCUUAGGUGGUUAGGCCAUGAUACCAAGCACUUUAAUGUGGGGAAGUAUAGGCGCUUGAAGCUUGGAACUAAUCAGUCUGCUGAGUUUUUUAGAGGUGACAAUACUGAGGGCAUAGAGGCACGAAAUGAGGUUGCUGCCCUUGCAAUGGAAGAUAUGAUAUCCUGGAUGCAAGAAGGCGGCCAAGUAGGUAUAUUUGAUGCUACUAACAGCACCAGAGGAAGAAGAAAUAUGUUGAUGAAACUGGCUGAAGGAAAUUGCAAGAUUAUAUUUUUGGAGACCUUAUGUUAUGAUGAAAAAAUUAUUGAGAGAAACAUACGCCUUAAGGUCCAACAGAGCCCAGAUUAUGCAGAGCAGCCAGAUUUUGAAGCUGGAUAUAGAGACUUCAAACGUCGACUGGAUAAUUACGAAAAGGUUUAUGAACCAGUGGAAGAAGGGUCCUAUAUAAAAAUGAUAGAUACGGUCAGUGGACAUGGUGGCCAAAUUCAGGUGAAUAACAUAAGUGGAUACCUUCCAGGUCGGAUUGUCUUUUUCUUGGUCAACACCCAUCUCACCCCCCGUCCUAUAUUACUUACUAGACAUGGUGAAAGCCGAGAUAAUGUCAGAACCAGGAUUGGUGGUGACUCUGCUUUAAGUGAUACUGGAGCGCUGUAUGCCAAGAAGCUUGCCGACUUUGUAGAAAAGCGGUUAAAAUCUGAACGUGCUGCUUCAAUAUGGACCAGCACUUUGCAGAGAUCGAUUUCAACUGCAAAUCAUAUAGUUGGAUUUCCCAAGGUGCAGUGGCGUGCACUUGAUGAAAUUAAUGCUGGAGCAUGUGAUGGAAUGACUUACUUGGAGAUCAAGAAGAACAUGCCUGAAGAAUACGAAUCACGUGAAAAAGACAAGCUUCGGUAUCGCUAUCCUCGAGGAGAGUCAUACUUGGAUGUCAUCCAGAGGCUGGAGCCUGUAAUCAUUGAGCUUGAGCGACAAAGAGCACCUGUUGUAGUAAUUUCUCAUCAGGCUGUUCUGAGAGCAUUGUAUGCUUAUUUUGCUGACAGGCCUUUGAAAGAAAUACCACAUAUUGAGGUGCCUCUUCACACAAUCAUAGAGAUCCAAAUGGGAGUAACAGGUGUACAAGAGAAACGAUACAAGCUUAUGGAUUAAACUGGUGGGAGAAGCUGGUCUUUUGUUGCUUUAUAACAUGAAAAUCCUUCAUCUGAAUUUGGUGUGUUUCUAUUGUUCUCCCAUGAUGAAUGUAUUACUAUCUUUAUUUCUAUGUACUUAUUGACAUAUAUCUUUCAUGGUCAUGGUUUUUCUCGUUGACCAUAAUUUAUUUUUCAUAAAAACAAAUAUACAUCGUAUAUAAAUAACAAGUUCAAUGUCAAUAUAAAUUUGCUACAUUUGUCUUU
Chenopodium quinoa (quinoa) is the source of this 2553-nucleotide messenger RNA. RefSeq names its product 6-phosphofructo-2-kinase/fructose-2,6-bisphosphatase-like. Gene Ontology annotation, cellular component: cytosol. Gene Ontology annotation, molecular function: 6-phosphofructo-2-kinase activity; starch binding; ATP binding. Gene Ontology annotation, biological process: fructose 2,6-bisphosphate metabolic process; fructose metabolic process. The record is from RefSeq and is a predicted model, not a curated record. The transcript has 23 exons. NCBI's taxonomy places the organism in Eukaryota, Viridiplantae, Streptophyta, Magnoliopsida, Caryophyllales, Amaranthaceae. Bases 80 to 2308 code for a protein of 742 amino acids.